Molecule: messenger RNA, 1827 nt
Organism: Periophthalmus magnuspinnatus
Lineage: Eukaryota; Metazoa; Chordata; Actinopteri; Gobiiformes; Gobiidae
Product: fibrinogen alpha chain
Exons: 4
Coding region: 173-691 (172 amino acids)
Biological process (GO): blood coagulation
Source: RefSeq, a predicted model, not a curated record
AGGAGGAGGAGAAACGCACCUGCCCCUGUGCGCAGACGAGGACUGGGUCUCUCGAUGUCCCUCCGGCUGCAGGGUCCAGGGUCUGAUCCUGGACCACGAGACCAAAGUGGAAAAUAAACUGAGACGUAUUUGCAAAACGGUUAAAACGUAUAAAGACGAAGCGGAGAAGACGAUGGCGACGACAGCACGGACUUACCACCGCCUCAGAGAACGACUCGAGAGCGCCACCGCUCUUCAGGUGAGUUUUGUUAAAGGCGCCAAAGACUUGAGCAGAAACUUGACGUCUCUGCGGAAACGGUCGGAAAGCCUGGAGCUGAAGACGACGGAACUGAAAGAACAAGUCCAAAAACAACUGGAAGAGCUGCUGCGAACUGAGGUGGAGGUGGACAUGAGGCUGCGCUCCUGUCUCGGCUCCUGUCAGUCCGGCUCAUCGUGGUCAGUGAAUCUGGAAGACUACGCGACGCUCCGAUCUCAAACGGAAAAAAUCCACAACAAAGCGAGGGAACCGGAUUACGCGACGCCGGGAAUGAUUCCGCAAAUCCGGACGGCGCCGGUCGACUUCGGACCGGACCCGAGCCCUAUUUAUAAAAUCAUCAGGACCGUUCUGGACGAGGGACUAAACUUGUUUGAAGACGUGCGUCCAAAUCAACUGGAAUUUGAAGACGUUUACGAUUCGUCAGAACUUGAAUAAAUACGUUUUUGUUUUUUUAUUUUAAUUAGUUUGAUAUUAAUCACAAUCAAAAGGUGAAAUUUGAACGACUCCAUUUACCAAAUCGGAAAUGAUGCAGUUACAAGAACACAGACUACUCCAAGUCUUUACGAAGAUGCUCAGCGCGGAACGUCGUCCACUUCAGAUGAAUGUGAUUGACAGGUGGAUCAGCCAAUCAGGGACAGGCAUGAUCUGUCCGUACCAAAGCAAAUAUGGCCGCUAACGAGGAAAAAAGAAAGAAAAAUACAUCACAGGGACAGAAAACAUGGCGGAUUUCUGCAAAGCCCCAAACUGUUCAGCUGCUACAGGUUUGAGACACGUUGAUUCUGUUCAAAAUGAUGGUCGACCAAUCAGGUUUUUUGGCGUCUUUUGUGUUUGUUUUGACUUCUUCUUGUUGCCAUGUUACCGAGAAAUUCUACAGUGUGUUCUUUAAACGUGUGCAAAAUAAGGGACUUCAGUUACAGUCUGAGGUGGAAGAAGUACUCCAGUUUGUUACUUAAGUAAAAGUACAGAUACUGGAGCGAGAAAAUACUCACGUAAAAGUAAAAGUAUGACAUGAAAAAAUCGACUUAAUUAAAAGUAUUAAAGUAACUGUUUUGUUUUUUUUGUGUGUAUUUUUGUUCAAAUUAUGAACGUGUUAAAAAUAAAUCUAUAAUACUUUUACUUUUCAGUCCUGUAGUGAAGUAGAAAGUACAGAUACUGCUCUCAAAUGUACUCAAGUAAAAGUAAAAAGUACACACUGUAAAUGUACUGUACUUUACUACUUUUACUAUGUUCUGUUCCGUCACUGGUGGCAAUACUUGAACGCUUCAAAGGUGCAAUGUGUAACUUUUCUGGUGGAGGUUUGUCACUGUGGAUUUAUGGAUUUAUUUUGCUGACAAUAAGAAAUUUUAAGAGAUGUUUGUUGUUUAAAUGUGAAAUAGCUCCAUGUUUACAUCGUUUUCACAAAUGUGCACAGGGUUUUUGCAGGAUUUUUAGUGUUUUUGCGGGUUUUUUUCAGGAUUUUUUCAGGAUUUUUGCAGGGUUUUUACAGAAUUUUUAACUGUGUUUUUUACAAGGUUUUGGUGAUUAUUUAUAGACACAGUAAAUAUAAAAAUAAACCUCAAUAUUCAAACCUC